GGCGGGCCAUGGAGUGAGCUCCCCUCCCUCUUCCUGGCUGGGAGGCGGUGCUCUAUCUAUCCAAGGAUCCCUCUAUCCGAGGCUUGCUUGCUUGCUUGCUUGCCAUGGGCGAGGGUCCCUGGGCGCCCCUCCUGAGCGACCUCUACCAGUUCAGCAUGGCCUGCGGCUACUGGCGGGGCGGGCGGCAGGGCGAGGCGGCCGCCUUCGAGCUCUUCUUCCGACGGAACCCCUUCCGAGGCGGGUUCGCCCUCGCAGCCGGACUCCACCACUGCCUCGCCUUCCUCCAGGCAUUCCGCUUCUCCAAGGAAGACAUUGAGUAUCUCAAGUCGGUGCUUCCUCCGACCACGGAAGAAGCCUUCUUUGAAUACUUGCGGACUGUGGAUGCGUCUGAAGUGUCCGUCUCAUCCGUUCCAGAAGGCUCCGUUGUCUUCUCCAAGGUGCCUCUCCUUCAGGUGAAGGGCCCUUUACUCGUGGUACAACUCAUAGAAACCACCUUGCUGUGCUUGGUGAACUAUGCCAGCCUUGUGGCAACCAAUGCCUCCAGGUUCCGACUAGCUGCGGGUCCAAACAAGAAACUCUUGGAGUUGGGGCUGCGUCGGGCACAGGGCCCGGAUGGAGGGCUCUCUGCAUCCAAAUAUUCAUACCUUGGAGGCUUUGACUUCACCAGCAACGUCUUGGCCGGGAAGCUUUUUGGGAUUCCCGUGAAAGGGACUAUAGCUCAUUCGUUUGUGUCUUCCUUCACGUCAAUGGGUGAGAUAAAACCACGGAGCCUGCUUCCUCUGGGCGGGAAGGAACCCGUGGACUUCCCCUCCUUAGCAGAGACGUGGCUGAGCCGGGUCUGCCGCUUGCUCCAAGUCCGGCUUGACCAGGUGAACCGUGGAGAGCUGGCCGCCUUCGUGUCUUACGCCAUCACCUUCCCGCAGAACUUCCAGGGCUUAGUGGACACCUACUGUGUGAUGAGGAGUGGCAUCCCAAACUUCUGUGCUGUUGCCUUGGCUCUGAAUGAGUUGGGAUAUCGAGCCAUUGGGUUGCGCCUGGACAGUGGGGACUUGGCCAAGCAGUCCGUCGAGAUACGGCGUGUUUUCCGGAUUUGCAGCAAGCACUUUCAGGUCCCUUGGUUUGAAAACAUUCCCAUCGCUGUGAGUAAUGAUGUCAGCGAACAGAGCCUCGAGGAACUCGCUGCCGAAGGGAAUGAGAUUGACAUGAUCGGCGUUGGGACCCACCUUGUGACAUGCCCCCUUCAGCCUACUCUUGGUUGCGUCUACAAGCUGGUGGAAGUGAAUGGCUGCCCGAGGCUGAAGGUGACGGAAGACAAGGAGAAGAUGACCCUCCCUGGAAGCAAGGUGGUCUAUAGGCUGUGGGAUGCGGCUGGAUUCCCUUGCAUGGACCUGAUGGCACUGGAAAAAGAGCCUCCUCCGAAGGCCGGCCAAGAGAUCACGUUCCGGCCGUUGGGAAGAACUAAAGAAGCCGGGAAAGUGACUCCAGCCGCAGUAGAAACCUUGCACCAGUUGUACUUCAAAGAUGGGCAGGUUUGCCAGCCUCUCCCCAGCCUUGCAGAGACCAAGGCUCAUGCCCAAGCCUCCUUAGAUAAACUCAACCCUAUCCAUAAGAGACUCCAGGAUCCAGAGCCCUACCAGGUUGCUGUGACCGAAAAGCUGUACUCGCUGCUCACCAGCCUCCAGAGCAACGGCUCAUAAUUCACGCAAACCCUUUUGUCCAAAGGCAGAAACGGAUGUGAGCCAACGCACUGAAUCUUCCUGGCGCCAUCGGUCCCUUCUUUGUGCCUUAUAUUGACACUAGAUUUUAUGUGUUUCUGAGAAGAAGCAAACAGUAUUUUCCUAUCCCCCCGUUGUCCCAAUUUGGCAGGGACAAUCCCUAUUAAUCCUUCGUUAUCCUGCUUUUGCAGAUGCUUUUAAAAUGUUCCAGUUUCUCAUUCCAUCUUCCAAUUUUGCAAUCUUGCAAUUCCCAGUAGGCCAAGGGAAAAGCAAACUGCUGCAUCCUCUCCUUGCUUGGAUGUUCUUUUGCAUUAAUACCUUUUGCCCUCUCUACCACAGACUCAUUUUUAAUAUAGGGUAUAUAUUGUUUUGGAGAUUCAUUUUAAUAAACAUAAAUUCUAAUUUAUAA
Anolis carolinensis (green anole) is the source of this 2124-nucleotide messenger RNA. It is a transcript of the gene naprt, whose product is annotated as nicotinate phosphoribosyltransferase. The record is from RefSeq and is a predicted model, not a curated record. Gene Ontology annotation, cellular component: cytosol. Gene Ontology annotation, biological process: NAD+ biosynthetic process via the salvage pathway. The transcript has 13 exons. Lineage: Eukaryota; Metazoa; Chordata; Lepidosauria; Squamata; Anolidae. Gene Ontology annotation, molecular function: nicotinate phosphoribosyltransferase activity. The coding region runs from base 105 to 1697 and encodes 530 amino acids.